AUGACCAAUGCUACUUUAGUGACUGAAUUCAUCCUCAUGGGGUUCUCUGAGGUCCGAGAGCUACAGAUCUUGCAUGCUGUGCUAUUCCUAUUGAUCUAUCUGGUAGCCCUGCUGGGAAAUCUGCUCAUCAUUGCCCUUACCCUUCUUGAUAAAGAGCUCCACACACCCAUGUAUUUCUUCCUGAAGCAUUUGUCUUUUUUAGAUCUCUGCUACAUCUCUGUCACUGUUCCCAAAUUCAUCAGCAAUACCCUAGCCAAUAUCAGUUCCAUCUCUUUCCUAGGAUGCAUCACCCAAGUAUUUUUAGUGGUUUCCUUAGCUUGUGCAGAAUUAGCCUUGCUAACAGGGAUGGCCUAUGACCGUUAUGUGGCCAUAUGUCAUCCUCUGCACUAUGCAGUCACUAUGAACAGAAGAACCUGUGUGAAGAUGGCAGCUUCCUCCUGGCUCAGUGGGGGACUUUCUGGUCUUUUGCACACAGCCACAAGCUUUUCCUUGCCUUUCUGUGAAUCUACCAGGAUUCAUCAGUUCUUUUGUGAGAUCCCUCAGAUCCUCAGACUCUCUUGCUCAGAGAGUUACUCAGCUGAAAUUGGAGCCCUUGCCAUCACUUCCUCUUUGAGUUUUAUCUGUUUCCUCUCCAUUUCUGUGUCAUAUAUUCACAUAUUCUCAACUGUCCUGAAGAUUCCCUCUGUGGUGGGUCGGUCCAAAGCUUUCUCUACCUGCAUGCCUCAUCUUAUAGUUGUCACUAUCUUUCUUCAUAGUGCAGCAGUUGCCUACCUGAAGCCAACUUCAGCUUGUCCCUCUUUUGUGGACCUAUUGAUGUCUGUCUUCUAUACUGUCUUGCCCCCUACUCUGAACCCUAUUAUCUACAGCCUGAGGAACAAGGACAUGAAAUCUGCCCUGAGGAAGCUGGUGAAAAAUCAUCUUAAUGGUCCCUUUGAAUUUUGA
Molecule: messenger RNA, 942 nt
Organism: Monodelphis domestica (gray short-tailed opossum)
Lineage: Eukaryota; Metazoa; Chordata; Mammalia; Didelphimorphia; Didelphidae
Product: olfactory receptor 14A16
Biological process (GO): G protein-coupled receptor signaling pathway
Cellular component (GO): membrane
Molecular function (GO): olfactory receptor activity; G protein-coupled receptor activity
Source: RefSeq, a predicted model, not a curated record